UCACUAAAAUGGACUCGAAGCCAGCUAUUCUUGAAGAGCUGCUUGCUUCAGCAGCGACAGGGUGUCAAUUUAUGGAAUGGCUUUGUACGAGCACAACUCAAGGAGGCCAAUGAAGGUAUGUCUUUGUCUCAGUGUGGCGAGUGUUUCAAGCUCACAGAGUUCAUUGCUCAGAAUAAGACAGAGCUUGACCGUACUUACUCCAAGCUCACCUUUGCACAGAAACAAGUCUACAAAGGACAGAUUCUUGAGGCACGUGAAAAGAAGCAAUGGACUGCUCGGGCCAACCCAAAGGCAGUUCGACAUGACAUUAAUGCUUCAUUGGCCUCAAUGGAUCAUGAAGUAUGUAGUAUUUUGGAUGGCACUCUGCGCUUGAACUGGCACGGAGGGUUUUUAUAUUGUAGUGCACGGGGAGAUCGAAGACCUCUCAGAGCCCAAGGUUUUUUUCACUCAGAAGGCAGAAAAGUUAUUAAGGACAUUCUCCACAUGGAACCAUGGCACCUUGGACUCAAACUAGAGUCCUAUGUUAUCAGCGGCUUGGGUGUCACACCUAACCACCAGUGCCCAUUAAAUAAAAUCAUCAGUGAAUGCCGUACCUUUAUUCAGGAUGCGCUAAAGUCUAUUAUGCUCAAGAAAAAUAUCAAAUGCUCAGUUAAAAUGAACUAUACUAACUAUGAAUGCAAAAUUGUCGAGCACCAUGGUGUCGAGCUGGUGAAUUGGCCUCUCUCUGGUCCAGUGCACAACCCAAGUAAAGUAGGUGGCAGGAAUGAGGUUGAAAAGUUAUGGGGAGCCUUAGACAAGGGGACAUGCCAUUGGGUCACUCUGCCUGAUGAUGAUCGUAAAGCGCGGAUGCAGCUCAACUGA
Messenger RNA from Suillus subalutaceus, 861 nucleotides. RefSeq lists its product as uncharacterized. Lineage: Eukaryota; Fungi; Basidiomycota; Agaricomycetes; Boletales; Suillaceae. The record is from RefSeq and is a predicted model, not a curated record. The transcript is spliced from 5 exons. The annotation marks the transcript as partial.